AGAGCGGCCCACGCGCAACUGGCCCCUAGCGGCCCUUGUCGGCCGGGGGCUCGGCUCCAGAGCCGCAGCCUCUGGCGCUGUGGAGAGCCCCUGUCCUAGCGCCUGGACGUUCCGCACCAGCGGCAGCGACUGGACCCCAGCGCCUCGGACACACAACCUAAAACACUAGCCUAGCCCUGCUUGUUCUCCGGGUCCCUCCUGCCGCGGAAAGGCUCGGCACGCCCCUCUGCAAUGCAGCUUCAGGAGACUGCACAGACCCCCCGGAGUUGCCACGUCCCGGUAGCAAAAGCUGCAAGGACAAUUCUUGUGUCACCUUAACAAUAAAAGUAAAUGUUAAUGUAUCUGAUCACCUCUCAGUCAGCACUCUAUAAACAUUUGGCCCGGAACUAGCUACCUUAGUCAGAUCUCGUCUUCCCUUGGGAGGGAGAGAGCAUUGGCAGUUGCUGGGUAAUUUGAAGACUACUGUGGAGGGUUUGGUGUCAGCCAACUGCCCCAAUGUCUGGUCCAAGUAUGGUGGCCUGGAGCGGCUAUGCAGGGACAUGCAGAGCAUUCUGUAUCAUGGGCUCAUCCAUGACCAGGUGUGUUGUCGACAGGCGGAUUACUGGCCGUUUGUGAAAGACAUUCGGUGGCUCAGUCCGCACUCAGCCCUUCAUGUUGAGAAGUUCAUCAACUUGCAUGAGAAUGGCCAGAGCAGUGCUGAUGUGAGCGAUCGUGCUGUUGCAGAGCUCUGGCUGCAGCACAGCCUGCAGUGCCACUGCCUCUCGGCCCAGCUCCGGCCUCUGCUUGGGGACAGACAGUAUAUCAGAAAAUUCUACACAGAAACUGCUUUCCUGCUAAGUGACGCCCACGUCACAGCCAUGCUGCAGUGCCUGGAAGCAGUGGAACAGAACAACCCCCGUCUCCUGGCUCAGAUUGAUGCGUCUAUGUUUGCCAGAAAGCACGAGAGUCCACUGCUGGUUACCAAGAGCCAGAGUCUGACCGCUCUGCCUGGCUCCACAUAUACCACUCCAGCCAGCUGUGCUCAGCAGUCCUACUUCGGGUCCUCCUCUAACCUGCAGCAGUCCAUGCCCCACCACAGCUCAGAGAGAAGAUCCACUUCCUUUUCACUUUCUGGCCCUUCCUGGAAACCUCAAGAAGACAGAGACCUCCUCUCACCAGCAGAGAGUCAAACUGACCAAGCUCCACUGCUUCCAGACCCAGCUCUAGCCCAGGAUUCCCCACUGACCACACAUGAGAUGAGUUCCAGUACUCUUACUAGCCCCAUAGAGGCAUCCUGGGUCAGCAGCCAAAAUGACUCCCCAAGUGAUGCCAGUGAGGGGCCCGAGUACCUGGCCAUCGGCAACCCAGACCCCCAUGGCCGGACUGCCAGUUGUCAGAGCCACAGCAGCGACGCCGAGAGUAGCGGCUCUCACUUGUUCUCCUCCAGCAGUUCUCAGAAACCAGAUUCUGCUGCUUCUUCUUUAGGGGACCAAGAGGCAGGUAGGCAGAGUCAGCCAGGCAGUGUCCUUCGCAGGUCCAGCUUCUCAGAAGGGCAGACAGUCUCUGUCGCCAGCGGGACAAAGAAGAGCCAUAUUCGCUCCCAUUCGGAUACCAACAUUGCCUCCAAAGGAGCCACAGGAGGCCCCAGGAAUAUCACCAUUAUAGUUGAAGAUCCCAUUGCAGAGGGUGCUCAGGACCUGUGCUCAGGGGAAGGCAUGUUUCGAAGACCAUCAGAAGGACAGUCCCUCAUCAGUUACCUCUCCGAGCAAGACUUUGGCAGCUGUGCAGACCUGGAAAAGGAGAACGCUCACUUCAGCAUCUCAGAGUCCUUGAUUGCAGCCAUCGAGCUGAUGAAAUGCAAUAUGAUGAGCCAGUGUCUAGAGGAGGAGGAAGUAGAGGAGGAAGACAGUGACAGGGAGAUCCAGGAACUGAAGCAGAAGAUCCGUCUUCGGCGCCAGCAGAUCCGCACCAAAAACCUGCUCCCCGCAUACCAGGAGACUGAGCAUGGAAGCUUCCGGGUCACCUCCAGCAGCUCCCAGUUCAGCUCUCAUGACUCCACACAGUUCUCGGACUCUGGCUCUGCUGAUGAUGUUGACGAGUUUGAAAUCCAAGAUGGUAGUGAAGGCUCUAACCUGACUCACAUGUCCAAGAGUGGACUCUCAGUGUCAAUGGCCUCCAUGUUCUCAGAUGCUGACAUCAGGAGGAGUGCAGUCUCAAACGGGAAAUCAUCCAUCUCCCAGAACUUCUCCCAUUGCUUCCUGCACUCCACAUCCGCUGAGGCAGUGGCCAUGGGGCUUCUGAAGCAGUUCGAGGGCAUGCAGCUCCCAGCUGCCUCGGAGCUAGAGUGGCUAGUUCCAGAGCACGAUGCCCCGCAGAAGCUCCUGCCUUUCCCCGACUCACUGCCCAUCUCACCAGAUGACGGGCAGCAUGCGGACAUCUACAAGCUUCGUAUCCGUGUCCGUGGCAACCUGGAGUGGGCUCCACCCCGGCCUCAGAUCAUUUUUAAUGUUCAUGCAGCCCCGACGAGGAAGAUUGCUGUGGCAAAGCAGAAUUACCGUUGUGCAGGCUGUGGCAUCCGGACUGACCCUGAUUAUAUCAAACGGCUGCGGUACUGUGAGUACCUGGGCAAGUACUUCUGUCAGUGCUGCCACGAGAACGCCCAGAUGAUCAUCCCCAGCCGGAUUCUGCGCAAGUGGGACUUCAGCAAGUACUACAUCAGCAACUUUUCCAAGGACCUGCUCAUUAAGAUCUGGAAUGAUCCUCUCUUCAAUGUGCAGGACAUCAACAGCGCCCUCUAUAGGAAGGUCAAGCUGCUCAAUCAAGUCCGGCUGCUGCGAGUUCAGCUGUACCACAUGAAGAACAUGUUUAAGACCUGCCGACUGGCCAAAGAGCUUUUGGAUUCCUUUGACGUAGUUCCAGGCCACCUGACAGAGGAUCUCCACCUGUACUCACUGAACGACCUGACUGCGACCAAGAAGGGGGAGCUGGGGCCCCGGCUGGCUGAGCUCACCAGAGCAGGAGCUGCCCAUGUAGAGAGAUGCAUGCUGUGCCAAGCCAAGGGCUUCAUUUGUGAGUUCUGCCAGAAUGAGGAUGAUGUCAUCUUUCCUUUUGAGCUACAUAAAUGCCGGACCUGUGAAGAGUGUAAAGCAUGUUACCAUAAAGCUUGCUUCAAGUCUGGAAGCUGUCCCCGGUGUGAGCGGCUACAGGCCCGGCGGGAGUUGCUGGCCAAGCAGAGCCUGGAGUCCUACCUGUCAGACUACGAGGAGGAGCCCACAGAAGCCUUAGCUCUAGAGGCCACCGUCCUGGAGACCACCUGAGGAAAGGACCUAACUCUUUGUAUAAGGGGCUGGCUACGGUCAAACGAUACAGAACUGAGCCAUACCUUCAAGGAAGGUGGUGGACUUUUUAAAAAAAUACAUUGUCAUUUUUUUUUUAUGAGACUUGUCUGCUGUCCAGGUGUAGGCACCCUUUAUUGGUUGAUGGGUCCAGUCUGUUGUGACAGUAUCUGUAUGCAUUGGGUAUUUCCAUCAGAACUGCCACUUGGAGUGCCUCUUGUCAGGGGAGUGGACAGCGAGCGAGACCCAGUUCUUCUGACAAGCUUGGCCUGUCCUGCUAGGACCAGAUCUGAUUGCAGCUGCAGCCCGGCUCAUUCCCACUCUUGACUUAGUUCCCCAGCUGCUGAGACAGGGGAAUGUCCCAGUCCCGAAAGAGAACAAGACUGUGCCCUGAGGCCAGGAAGAGAAUGGGGCUACACGGUGGACAUUCUGUACAACUUACAUGGUCACUGAGGGACUGGUAAGAACACAAUCAUUGCUGUCCUGGAAUCCUUGGAGACCUCGAGGAGGCAAACACAGUUUCCCUGUUUCAAGUACACCAGGCGUCAGUGGACACAAGCUGGCCUGUGUACUCUGAUGGGCUUGAAGCAAAGAACAGACCUGAAUCUUAGGCCAGGCCCAUUUGUGGCCAACACCACACACAGAAGUGAGGCUGCAGCUGGUGCCUGAGGCAUGUUUAUUCAGAUAGAGGAUAAUGGCCGCCUCUUGGGUGUCGGUCUCUCCGUUAACUAGCUUGAGUGCAGGUGCACGUCAAGCUCAGGCAAGUCUCUCGUGCCAACCUAAGGUGAGGAUAGAAACCCCACCCACCAUCUUAACAGUGGGUUCCUUACUGCUCUGUGUGAUUAUGUGACCCAACUCCAUUCUCUGUCCCCUUUCCCCAGCAGAGUGGGGCCCUCCCGUUGACUGACCUCUUGCCUUAGGUUCUUUUCUCAGUUGAGAGAAGCCUGCCCACUUAGUAGCAUUGGAAAACUCAACAGUUUGUGAAUGUUUCUGUUUGUUCAGAGGAACAGGAGCCUUUAUGCCAUUUAUGCACUUAACUCUUCAGCCUCGGUAAUGUAUGUUAAGUCAUCUGUUCAUAUUACUAAUUUUAACAGACUCCUCCCAUCACUUAAUGUGCAUUUUAUGGGGUUUCCUAGACUAAGCCAGACACUUGCUGUAGCUCUGUAAACACUAGUCGGAGUUACAUCUCAGAUCCUGGCAGUUCUGGGAACUGAUGUCCACAGUGCUUUUGUUCUAGAACUGACUUCUUCCAUAUACCUGUCUUCCUGUGCUAGUGAAAUAAUUGGCCCAAGCACUGCCCCAAGAAGCCAAAGUUGCACGUGGUUGGUGCAAGCCAGCAGGUUCUGAGCUGGAGGGAACAAGGGAUCUCCCAGAGGUUCAGAAUGGACUGAUAUAACAGCCACACUGAGCUCUGGCAGAGGAAGAGGAACAUGUCAGAGCUGGCCCAUGGUUUGGUUCCUGUGCCUCACAUGUGGGAGCUGACAACAGUAUUGGACAGGUGACUAGUAUUGGACAGUUGGUGGUGAGACAGAAAGCUGAGGCCAAGACCGCUCUGAAGGGCUGGGUAGAAAUCCCCCUUCCUUCAAGGAGAUUUAGGAAUGACGCCUUCAAACUCAAGUGCCACUGAGUCAGACCAUGGAUUCAGACCCUGACUCCGCUUCCAGUUUGUGGCUGACUUCCAGCUGCUCACUCUAAGUCACCACACUGGAGGAGACUGCCACCACCCACACCCCCAUCAACACAGGCUCAAGCUGGCCUCAGCCACUGCACUGAGUUUCAAUGUCCCCCACCCCCACCCUGUCCCUUUAGAUCACAUGUCUUUUAGUGCCCCCGAUUCUGUGCUGUCAUUACGUCCAAAUACAUGUGUUUAUUUAUUUGGGAGGGGGGAGAGGGACAGAGGGGAUGUUGGGAAAGCACUUUGUCACUUGACAGUAUCUGAGAAUCCCCUGCUGUGGAGAUUCUGAAUGCACUGAAGAGAGCUUGCUGGAGGAGGCGGGAGGGAAGCAUCCUCUCUGUAUAAAGGGAAGCAUUUGCUCCUGAGGUGGAGACAAGCUCCAAGGCACCUAGAGACAAGGAAGCCUAGUGCUCUGCACUUAGGAGGCUCCUACUAACUCCCUCUGCUGAGGGUUGAGAGCUUGGCUGAACUAAUAGAAAAGAUGCAAGAGUCUAAAUAAAAACAUCUGUUUCUGUACAACUUGUGUCUUGAACUGGAUUUUCACCUGCUGUAUUUCGUGUACAUCCUAACAGUUCAUGGUCAUCUUUAAUAAACUAAGGACAUGAAA
Messenger RNA from Mesocricetus auratus (golden hamster), 5596 nucleotides. RefSeq names its product rubicon autophagy regulator (gene Rubcn). Gene Ontology annotation, molecular function: phosphatidylinositol phosphate binding. Lineage: Eukaryota; Metazoa; Chordata; Mammalia; Rodentia; Cricetidae. The transcript is spliced from 21 exons. Gene Ontology annotation, cellular component: early endosome; late endosome. The record is from RefSeq and is a predicted model, not a curated record. Bases 540 to 3296 code for a protein of 918 amino acids. Gene Ontology annotation, biological process: negative regulation of autophagosome maturation; negative regulation of endocytosis.